Messenger RNA from Callorhinchus milii (elephant shark), 567 nucleotides. Its product is annotated as fucolectin-like. The coding region runs from base 1 to 567 and encodes 188 amino acids. The record is from RefSeq and is a predicted model, not a curated record. The transcript has 3 exons. Lineage: Eukaryota; Metazoa; Chordata; Chondrichthyes; Chimaeriformes; Callorhinchidae.
AUGGGCGGGCCGUGUGACCAUGGCUCCCCUGUUAAUAUUAACGUCAGAUCGCUCGCCUAUAAAGUCAGAGCACAGCGCCGUCUCCCAGGGCAUCGGAAACUCAAGACAGAGAACGUGGCCAGGCGGGGCAUCGCCAGCCAGUCCACCACCAACUGGGGCGGGAAGGCGGAACGCGCCAUCGAUGGCAACAGAAACGGUUUCUACCACAACAACUCCUGCAGCCACACCAACACCGACCCCAUGCCCUGGUGGCAGGUGGACCUGCUCCACUGCGAGCAGAUCAUCUCCGUCAAACUCUACAACCGCAUCGACUGCUGCUCCAAACGGCUGCUGGGGGCCCAGGUCAGGGUGGGCAUCUCCUCCAGCAACAAUGGCAACAACAACUCCCUGUGUGGGACGGUGGGUGCGGCUGCUGUGGGUGCCACGGAGACCAUCAAUUGCCGAGGGAUGCUCGGCCGCUAUGUGAACAUCCUGCUGCCCAGAAAGGGCAUCCUGACGCUGUGUGAGGUGGAGGUGUACGUCCUUCGUCCGGCAGCCCUCAUUAACCCCACCCAGUGCUGCUCUUAA